This is a messenger RNA of Peronospora matthiolae, 282 nucleotides long. The record is from the annotation of a GenBank genome assembly. NCBI's taxonomy places the organism in Eukaryota, Oomycota, Peronosporomycetes, Peronosporales, Peronosporaceae.
AUGGAGUUCUUACGGCGUCUUGGAGAACGCCACGAGCAGAUCAAGAAGAAGAUUCACGGUACGCGCAUUCCUCUUUCCAAAAACGGCCAGCGUGUCAUGGGACUCGUGUACUUCACGGCGCCAAUUAUCGGUGGCUAUUACGUCAUGAAGUGGGCGCAGCGUCGCGCUGACGCGAAUUUCCAGCUCGAGGAGACCGAAAUUCGUCGAGCUGCUGGGAGCAAUGCCAAGUAUGUUGAACAACAGAACCAGCAACUGAAAAAGAUGUUAAACGAGCGGCAGUAG